Messenger RNA from Spodoptera exigua (beet armyworm), 2145 nucleotides. NCBI's taxonomy places the organism in Eukaryota, Metazoa, Arthropoda, Insecta, Lepidoptera, Noctuidae. The record is from the annotation of a GenBank genome assembly.
AUGGAUACCGAGACUACGAAACGUAUUAUCGGGUAUUAUGAAGAUCUCUGGUACCAAAAAUCAGGAGUUUUUAAACCUAAACUACUGAGACUUCUUCCCUAUCCUUUACAAAUGGAAAUCUGCUACGACUUAAAUGCCGUUCCGCUCUAUAGCUCCCUGAUAUUUAGGAAACUACCGGAAGCAUUCCUUAGGAGGCUAUCUUUAGACAUGAGUCACCAGUUUUAUUUACCAGGGGACGUUGUAUACAGCCAUAACCAGAACAAGACUAUUAUGAAAACUCGUGGUUCAGUACAGCACUGGUUUGGGAUAGCCAACAACGAAACGCCAGAAUAUCAAGCUGCUAGAGACAUAAUUUUGCCACCCGGCGAAAUCGUAUUUUAUGGAGGGACGGUGACAAGAGAGUUGUACAUAAUAGAGAGCGGUUAUUGCUUAGUGACAUCUAAUAAACUGAGAGAGAACAACACUGAGCGCGUGAUAGGCCCAGGCAGUCACGUGGGGUUACUGGUACUAUUAUACGGAGUCCCCACUCUCAGCACCGUCGUUACAUUGACUCACUGUAAGCUCGUUAGUGUGAGCCAUUAUGCUUACACAUCGGCUUUAAGUCUCUUCCCAGCCAUGAAAGAGCAUGAAGAUCUAUUAACACCAGAAGAGCUACAAAAUAUAGAAGAGCAGGCUAAAACGCAAACCACGGACUCCUACUUACAACAUUACAACAGACUGACAAUGCAAAAACGGAAAGUGAAAAUUGCUAGUCUACUACAAGAAUUUUUCAACAGAUCUUGGAUAGACGGAAUAAUAAUUAUAAAAGGACACCACUUGUCGCCACCUAAAAUUCUCUUACUUGCUUAUUACUGGACAGCAACAACGUUUGGAGGAGCUGGUUUCGGAGAUAUCACUCCUCAGAACAUUAAGCAUAUGAUAUUGUGCAUUUGCGUAAACAUACAUGGUGUACUCUUUUUUGGAUGGUUUCGUAGCAGCGUUAUUCCAGACAGCGGAUUGGUCACAUUCAUGGAAUAUUUCAUUCUCUUUGUAUCGUACGUGGACUUUAUGUUGCUGGUAUACCAAAUGGCGUUCCUGUCAGUGCCAUAUUUCUUCUACGUUUGCGUCAUAUUCGACAUCCUGUUUCUAUUAAAAGUUUUUCUGGACAUCCAUUCUGGUUAUAUGAAUAGAUACGGAGAUUAUGUUCUGAAUCCGAAGAAAGUUAGAAAAGUGACAAUUGCUAUCUGGGCAUCGAUACUAUCUCACGUUAAUGCUUGCCUGUUCUUCAAGCUAUCUUGUUUAACUCCUGUACAUUGCACAUCCGCUAACUGGAUGUCGAAGGAAGCUCUCAAUUUGCGAGCCAAAUAUUCGGAGGGUAAUUUCUUUGCUUUAUACGUGGCAGCGUUGUGGUAUAUAAUAAACUUGCUAACAAUAACAGGCACGGGAGAUGUCUCAGCACAAAAUAGUUUUGAAGUCAUAGAAACUACUAUUGUGUGCAUCAUUAUCAAGUUUUGUACAGGGCUUCUAAUAUCAGAAAUGUCAGCCAUGAUCACAGCUCAUUCGUCAUCACGCAUAGCGUAUGACUACGAUAUAAAUGAACUAAGAGAUGGUCUACGAGAUAUGGAUCUAAGUGUACACCAAAUGAGCAAAAUGUGGGACUACGUACGUGAGCUAUGGAACAGACAACAAGGAAAACAGAUGCCAGCCCUAGUCUACAAACUACCAUUCCGCCUCCGUUGUCAAGUAAUGCAAGCGGUCUACGGAUCUCACAUCCGAGAAUCAGUCAUAUUCAGCAAAACCGAUGAUGAUUUUAGUCGCAUGCUUGUUAUGUGGAUGAAACAUUGUGUUUUCUUUCCUGGCAACUAUAUCGUGCAGUGCGGUGACUCAGAUCAAUGCAUCUACUUCAUACAUAGAGGACAGGUCGAAGUGCUCACAGUGCACCCGAACUUGACCGAGUCAAUUUAUGAUGUUUUGGGACCAGAAGACAGUUUUGGGAUCGCUCAGGGUCUAUUUGUGGGAGUCGUCCACCAUUUUUCCUUCAGAGCUCGUACAGUCGUUGACAUCGUGUAUUUGAAGUUGGACCAAUGGAAGUAUCUCCUCGAUUACUAUCCAAAAUCAGCCAAAAUAGUUAAGCAGAAGGUCCAUAAUGUAUAUUUAGCUAUUUAG